Prunus mume (Japanese apricot) is the source of this 871-nucleotide messenger RNA. RefSeq lists its product as uncharacterized. The record is from RefSeq and is a predicted model, not a curated record. Gene Ontology annotation, cellular component: endoplasmic reticulum. Gene Ontology annotation, biological process: auxin metabolic process. Gene Ontology annotation, molecular function: IAA-Ala conjugate hydrolase activity. NCBI's taxonomy places the organism in Eukaryota, Viridiplantae, Streptophyta, Magnoliopsida, Rosales, Rosaceae.
GUUCGCGAGCGCGGAACUUUUCAGAAAACCCUCGCUCGCUCAAAGCACUGUACUAUCUCAAAUUCCUUUCAGAAAACCCUCUCCCUCACAUCGAUGAAGCACAUCUCCCUCUCGCCGUCCACCGAACUAGCCGAGAUCGCCAUCUCUGUCAUGCCGUUUAGGACACUAAGUUCGCCGAGAUCACCAUCUCUAUCGCGCUGUUCAGUCCACCAAGCUCCCUACGUUCGCCAUCUCCCUUGUGCUUCCCAUGGCAGUUACCCUUCCUCGUCGCGACCAUUUUUAAGCCCUCAUAUACAUUCCCAUCUUCCAUUUUACGAGCUUUAGAUUAGAUCUUCUUCCUCAUAGAUCAGAAAGGUUUUACCUUUGCAGAAAGUUGACGCACAUGUCAACACUAUCCAUGAACUUUGCCCUUUGUUGCUCUGAGAAGAUAUGGAUGCUUUGCCCAUUCAGGAAUUGGUGGAAUGGGAGCACAAGAGCAAAGCGGACGGAAAAAUGCAUGCUUGUGGCCACGACGCACAUGUUGCCAUGCUUCUUGAUUUCUCUAAGACAGUCAAUGAAGUCCACCCAAGCUUGAGUGAUCACUCCUUUGCUCAUUCCAAGAACUCUCAGGUCCUGGCUCUUAAAGGAUCUUAUCAUGGUGAUACUUUGGGUGCUAUGGAAGCACAAGCACCAUCAUCUUACCCAGGCUUCCUCCAACAACCAUGUUUCCUAGGCCAUGGAAGUGAUUCUAACGAAGCUACUCCUAGUGGUAAAAGUUGAAGAAAGGCAGAGGAAAAUUGGUGAUGAUGAAUGUACAUAUGGAUGACUUGAAGGAUAAUUAAGUAUAGGAAUUUUGAUGUGUUUAUUGUAAUUAGGCUUGCAGCUUGCAGCU